AUGGAAGUACCACGUUACUGCGAGCAUAACUACAUGGGAAAUAUCCCAAUGGAUGGGGACACCCAUAUAAAUUCAUCGCAUAGAGAAAGUGCCAAAUGCGAUCUGGCAUGUGAAAGAGCUAUGGGUGAAGUUGCCUGGGGAGGUGCUUUCCAAAAGAUGAAGCUGGUUGGAAGCCCCCCCAAAAGGGAACAUUUAGAAAUAGCACACAUUUCGGCUCUUCAAACGGAGAAGAUGCAGAAUGAACGUUUAAACGAGGCAAAUAAUGAAAUGAGAAGAGACCUACCCGAUAAUCGAAGUGAUCACUGCCCCAACACUGCUGAGUACUACCACUACUGUAGAGGCUUAGAGACGGCUCAUGAGAAAGAGGAAACACAAACUGUUAUAGACAUGCAUCAGACGUUUUUGUUCUCUGGCAAAGGCACCUACCCAGGCAAGUUGCCCGAAAAAGAUCAAUCAACAGGUAGCCCAAAUGGUCCAACUGGGAGAACGAACAAAUAUGAAGAGAGCUGUCAAAUGAACCCAAUGAAAAAAUUGAGCAAAAAGUGUUUAAUUGGUAACUGUCCAAAGGAUGAACCUUCCGACUGUGAAAAAAGUACAGAAUACAAUUCGGCAAAAAAUAUUUUAAGCACAUUUGAAAAUGGUGUAUAUGUCGAUUCGGAGCAGACCUUGCCACUGGAGGGUACUGACAGCGACGCGUAUUUCACCAAAGAAGCGUUAAAUAGUAUGAGCUCUAUAAGCUAUCAUCACUACGAUUAUCCUCCAAAGGGGGAGGACCCUGGACUAGUAAAUAGUGGUACGCACAUUUUUUGCGACAAAAGGGAUCCGCUCACCCACGAUAAAGAAAAACUGUUAAUGCUCCAACAGAGGGGGAAUAAUGCACAGCGUUCGAAUGAGUCGAGGAUUCCUUGCACACGCAGACAGAACGCUGCAAGCAUUUGGGGUCACAAAAUUUCGAAAGAGCAACCACGAAAUGAGAAGACUACUUAUUACAAUUACGAACUGAAGGGGGAAGCCUUAAUGUGUGAUGCCUUGAAGGGAUAUGAAAAUAAUGGGCCCAAUGUGACAACCGUAAAUAUAAAGACAGAUGUGAAGAAGCACCAUCCUGUUAAUAGCAGCUUAGCAGAUUGCCCCAAAGGUGAUUGGCUAUGCCUGAAUAAGGCAACCAUGGGAAGCGCUGAUAUUAACAAAGAUUUUCAUCAUCCUAUGAAUGACUCUGUUCUGUUUAAUGGACAGGUGGUGCAUGAUGAUGAUUCCCACAAAUUGGCCUCCAUCUCGAACAAAAUUAUGACACGUAAUUUGGCAGGGAACGAAGAAGGUAAGAACGAUUCGUAUAUGACACUCGGAGCGUAUACCCCGAUGAACCAGUUUGAGAAGGCAAAAGAGGUCCAGCCAAACGGCUUCAUCGAUGCAAAUUACAAUACGUGCGCCCUGUCCAGAUCGAACUUCUGCGAAGAUCCUGUUGAUCUGAUUUCUGACAAGACAUAUUACUAUAACAACAAUGUGAAUAGCACCUUUCUAAAUGGUGCACCAAAUGCAUACGGAGUUAGACAAAGUAAAAGCUGCGUUCUUCAUGCUGACAACUCGUGGAACCGUAGCACGCCCUCCUGCAAGAAUGCCUCGUCACAAGAGAUGGGAUCUCCCAGUGUAACAACUCUGCCAAAUCAACACACUACCCCCAAAACAGCCGCCUUUAAUGGAGAAGACGAACAUAAUAUGAGCCCAACUAUGUUUACCAAAAAAAUGAACCACGCAGGUGGAAUUUUCCAAGGCAGCCCGAAACAGACGAGCGGGAAGAACUACCUUAGCACAUUUGUACAAAACGACUACCAACUCGACGAAAUAAGAAGCUGCAUUCCAGAACGGCAUUUAUAUGGGAACCAAAAUUAUAAUGUGCCCCAAAUUAUUCAAGGGAUAACGACAAAACAGAAUAAUGGAAUUGUGUCCGAGUGUAAUCAAGACACCAUCAUCGAAUAUAAUGAUAAAUGGCGAUUAGUGAAGGGAAAGGAAUUCGCCAUAAACCAGGUGGAUAAUUUUAAAUCAGUAGAAGAUUCGGCAACGUAUUUUCAAAACUAUUUAGCUGAACAGAACGAAAAUACAAAAAGGAUGCUUAGGAGAAUUAAUUUUAAUUCCCUGACUGGAAAAUUUAGCAUAAAUUCUUUACGUGAUGAUGAUAGUGAAAAUGGAAGGCAGCUCAGCAAAGUGUAUGAUUAUAAAGAUACGCUGCGCUCCUAUCCCGCCUACUAUGGCAUAUCCCAACAUAUGUACUCUGGCAGAAAGGAAGCUUCAAAAUCUGUGGACGAAAAAAGCAGGGGAAUUUUCCAAAAUGAUAAUCGUACUGAUUGUAAAAAUGUGCAUGAACAAACGCGGAAGAAAAAAUCAGUUGGGAAAAAACCAAACCUUGCCUUAUGUGGUGGCGGUGGUGAUUAUCAGGUAAUCCAUCGAAUUCAAGAUUUUGUGUCCCAAAAAAUGAGCGAUUACGUUAACGUAAGUUUGGUGUAA
Molecule: messenger RNA, 2499 nt
Organism: Plasmodium inui San Antonio 1
Lineage: Eukaryota; Apicomplexa; Aconoidasida; Haemosporida; Plasmodiidae
Exons: 1
Coding region: 1-2499 (832 amino acids)
Source: RefSeq, a predicted model, not a curated record